This is a messenger RNA of Rotaria socialis, 678 nucleotides long. The record is from the annotation of a GenBank genome assembly. Lineage: Eukaryota; Metazoa; Rotifera; Eurotatoria; Philodinida; Philodinidae.
AUGCCAGAUAAUACACCAACACAUCGAUCAGCUUCUCGUUUUUCUGUUAAAAUAGCACGAUUUCUUUUUUCCACAUCUCUUUUGAAACAAUCAGCACCUCUUUCUACUCAUACACAUUAUACAAAAACAGAGAGUUCUACUGAUAUUCAAGAAAUAGCACGUAAUUUUAUUCAUUCACUGGAACCAGAACAUCGACUAAUUCUUGCUAAUGAAUUGAGUGAAAUUGAAAAAUUAUCAAAAGCAACAACUGCUACAAUACCAAUACCUUAUUCUCAAUUAGCUAUUGUUUUUAUUGAAACUGGACUUCCAUACAUUGGCUUUGGCUUCGUAGAUAAUUUUGUCAUGUUGGUUGCUGGUGAAACAAUUGAAACAUUUUUUGGCGUUGCUUUUUGUCUUUCGACAAUGGCAGCUGCUGGUUUGGGAAAUGCUGUCAGUGAUGUCAUGGGCAUUGGUCUUGCUGAUCGUAUUGAACGAACAUGUGGACGAUUUUUAGGUUUAUUUGGAAUCAGUUCACCUAAAUUAACCACUGAACAAUGGAGACAACGAUCAGUACAGACAACUCAACUGCUGUCGAAAGCUAUUUGUAUUUUCGUGGGUUGUUUGUUAGGAAUGUGCCCACUACUUUUCCGUGAUACUUCUGUUAAAAAAAGAAAACCGAACGAUAACGAUGAAGAUUAA